GCAUAGGGGCACCCAUUACGUAAUACAGCGCUAUUUCUCCUCGCCGAUGACACGAAUGCCUCAGCAGCUCGCCAUCGCAUUCAGGACGACCCCAUAUCAGACUCGCCCGUUGAACGGACGGUCCUCGUCGUCGGACACAAACUCAGCUGCGCUCAUGGACGAUCGCUCGUCUCUCGACACGGACAGCGAGCGAGGCUCCACGUCGUCCCCCGCAGCCCACCCAGCCAUGAAUGGCCGCGCCCAUACUCCAGAAAAUGGAGACGACAGCGAGUCUUUGCAAAGGAAGCUCCGACAAGCAUUAGAGGAGAAGGAGAACCUGUCCACGCAAUACCAUAGCCUCCUCGCCAAACUCACUGCCAUGCGAACAUCUCUCGGUACCAAGCUUAAGCAGGAUGCCGAAGAACUCGAUCGGAGGGAACAGCAGAUUCAGCAGCUUGGAGCUCAAAAUGAGGAUCUGGUCUCAACCGUAGAGACCCUCAAAGCUGAGCUUAUUGCCUCACAUGAAGAGGCAGAGAGGACUACACGAGAACUAGAUUCUAUGCGAAGUAGGGCACUUAGCGAGAACGCACAAGAGACCAUCCAAAGGGAACGUGAGCUACGCGAGACCAUGGGUGAGCUUGAACGGUGUCGUAUCGAUAGGGACGAAUGGGAACAAGCGGCUAUGCAGGACAAGGUAGCCGCUGAUGAGGCGCGCUCGAUGGUGGAGUCCCUUCGGCGUGACUUGGAGAUAGAACACGAGGCCCGAGAUCGAGAAUUAGCACAGCUUGAAGCCGCCAAGUUGACUGCCUCCAACCUACAGUCUGUCCUGGAAGACUUUCAGAUAGCGAAAGAACAUGAGCUACAACAGGCAGUAAAAGACUACAAGUCGCGACUUGAUGAGGUCACGUUAUCACUUGCAGAGUAUAAGAGACGUGCAUUAGACGCGGAGCUUCAGUUGGAAGAGACCAAGACAAGCUCGUCGAGAACACAGGAACUAGAAAGAGAGCUAAAGGAGAAGAAUGCCAUUGUAGGGAAACUCAGACAUCAAAAUGUCAUCCUCAACGAACACCUGAUAGAGGCCCUGCGUCGACUCCGGAGAAAUUCCUCUGACACUAACGUCGACAGGCAACUUGUCACUAAUGUUCUCCUCUCUUUCCUCUCGACACCUCGCGCGGACUCAAAACGAUUCGAGAUGUUAUCUUUACUGGCAACCAUAUUAUCAUGGAGCGAUGCUGAGCGCGAAAGGGCAGGUUUACAGCGUGCGCAAAGUAAUGGCGCUAAUUCCUCGCCGUCCCUCUGGAGCCGUUCAUCCAACGUCCUUAAUUCACCGUCAAAGAGGAAAUCUAUCGAGCUCGAGAAAACGGAUGAGACAGAGUCGUUUUCCCGUUUGUGGGUCGAAUUUCUCCUCACCGAAGCCAAUCAAGGCGAGACACAGACACAUUCUGAAUCACAAACAACGCCUACGAAACCCUUCGUCCGGGCGAAUGCUUCUUCACCGGGCAGUCCUUCACAUUCAUCCUCUCAUAUUCCAGCAUCACCUUCUGCUGGGUUCAAGGGCACGAGACGACUUGCGUCAUUAACGAGCGUUGCUGCAGCAGCGAGUUCACCAAGUCUACCCUUGGGAUCUCCACCGCCCUCGAGGAAAGGGAAGGAGAAGGAAAUUGUUCCCUGAAGAUGGUGGAGUUCGCUGUUUUAUCUGACGCAUUCUAGCAGUUUUAUGGACUUCAAGUUAUAUCCUGGUUGCUGUGCCUUCAUCGUCCCUAUUAUCGGAUAUGAUUGUAAGAAUACCUAAUUCCCGAGUGCUUAUGCGAGUUCAACGUGGAUUGCCUGGAAUGGCCUCUACUGAACUCGAGAUUAGUAGAUGCCAGGUCUGCAUAGGGGUGGCCGAGCGGAAUAAUGGACAAGUCGUCACCAUGCAUCGUAAUCUGUACAUACAUUUUCUUAGGCACACGGGGAAAACGAAUAUUGACCCUUACUACUAAACCGUAGGCGAGCCACUGCUUUGGGUUUGGAAACUGUCAUUUGAAUGUCAGGACUUGAUAUGUCGGCCCGAAGGAUGGCCUCAUCGCCACGGACACAGAAAUCUUCAUGGCACACCAUGUAAUACUUUUCCAAAGAG
This is a messenger RNA of Pisolithus orientalis, 2098 nucleotides long. RefSeq lists its product as uncharacterized. Gene Ontology annotation, biological process: endoplasmic reticulum to Golgi vesicle-mediated transport; Golgi organization. Bases 47 to 1651 code for a protein of 534 amino acids. Gene Ontology annotation, cellular component: Golgi apparatus. NCBI's taxonomy places the organism in Eukaryota, Fungi, Basidiomycota, Agaricomycetes, Boletales, Pisolithaceae. The transcript has 6 exons. Gene Ontology annotation, molecular function: small GTPase binding. The record is from RefSeq and is a predicted model, not a curated record.